This is a messenger RNA of Sciurus carolinensis (gray squirrel), 497 nucleotides long. RefSeq names its product 40S ribosomal protein S17-like. Gene Ontology annotation, molecular function: structural constituent of ribosome. The coding region runs from base 1 to 465 and encodes 154 amino acids. The transcript has 2 exons. Gene Ontology annotation, cellular component: ribosome. NCBI's taxonomy places the organism in Eukaryota, Metazoa, Chordata, Mammalia, Rodentia, Sciuridae. The record is from RefSeq and is a predicted model, not a curated record. Gene Ontology annotation, biological process: translation.
AUGGGCAACAACAUCUCCAUUCUUCUUCCUGCUGAGUGUGGAUCUCUGAAACUGACCCACCAACAUGUUCGCACUAAAACUGUUAAGAAGGCCGCCAGGGUUAUCAUCGAGAAGUACUACACACGCCUGGGCAACGACUUCCAUACCAACAAGCGCGUGUGCGAGGAGAUCGCCAUUAUUCCCAGCAAGAAGCUCCGCAACAAGAUCGCAGCGUAUGUCACACAUCUGAUGAAGGGGAUUCAGAGAGGCCCUGUGAGAGGCAUCUCCAUUAAGCUGCAGGAAAAGGAGAGAGAAAGUGGAGAUAAUUAUGUUCCUGAGGUGUCUGCCUUGGAUCAGGAGAUCAUUGAAGUAGAUCCUGACACUAAGGAAAUGCUGAAGCUUUGGGACUUCAGCAGUCUCUCCAACUUGCAGGUCACUCAGCCUACUGUGGAGAUGAAUUUCAAAACGCCACGUGGAGCUGUCUGAAUCUUUCUGCUAGGCUGUAAUAUUUUCAAUAA